Molecule: messenger RNA, 2857 nt
Organism: Salmo salar (Atlantic salmon)
Lineage: Eukaryota; Metazoa; Chordata; Actinopteri; Salmoniformes; Salmonidae
Product: B-cell CLL/lymphoma 7 protein family member B-A
Source: RefSeq, a predicted model, not a curated record
UUUAUAGCCACUAUGACGUGUCUGGGUUACCCCUUCUGUCUGUGGCUUAACAGUCUGUCGGAGGCAAAUCAAACUAAAACCAAGCACAAACAUGUCUGGACGCUCGGUUCGCGCUGAGACACGAAGCCGUGCUAAAGAUGACAUGAAGAAGGUCAUGGCGGUCAUUGAGAGGGUCAGAAGAUGGGAGAAGAAAUGGGUGACUGUCGGGGACACAUCUUUGAGGAUAUUCAAAUGGGUGCCAGUGGUGGAUACAAAGGAAAAGGAGAAGAGUAAGGCAGUCCCGGUUGGGGCAGUCAGGGAGCUGAAUCGCUUCUCCACGGAUCCAGCCUCAGAAAACCCACACUCAAGUCUUCUGGAUUUUCAUGAUGAGAACAGUAACCAGAGCUCCUUGUCUGAUGCGUACCAGCCCAAAGUGGACAGCAGCAGUAACUCCAGCCCCCAGCUCAGUGAACCUCUUAGCCCGAAGAAUCUGUGUGACUUCCGCAGAGACGACUCCCAGCCCCCCACUCUGGGCCAGGAGAUCAUGGAGGAUUCGUCAUUGCCAAGUGAAUUGGCUGACGAACCUCCAUUGCUGAUUAAAGAGGACCUGUUGCCCCUCACUGCUCAGGAGGAAGAGGAGUGUUCUGGAGCACCACCACUGAAGAGAGUGUGUUUUGAGCAGAACUCAGUCCUGCAGAGCUCCCCCAUGAUGAGCUCCUCCAUGAUGACCUAACACACACUGCACUUAGCAUCCGGGUCAGGCCCAAUUCACUUAAGGCAUUUUGUUGAAUCUCGUUUUGUGAUUUGGAAAAAUUAUCGUUUUCAAUGAGGACACUUCUGGUUCACGAAUUGAACUCUCAACAAACUUCCUGAAUUUGAAUUGAUUUGAACCCGGCCCUGCUUAGCUUUUAGUCAGCGAGUUGCACGACCACCAGUCAGUCUAUCCUCCGAUGACUGCAAUAGACACCAUUUUAAGGACCAGACAUAUUUGGUUAAAUUAAGGACCACCAUACUUGUUAUGAUGAUAUAUUGAAUUAAGUUUCUCCCUCAAAGGAUUCAUGAAUAUGUAGUUUAGUUUAGCCUAUUUUGUUUUGAAUGGAUUAACAGCCAAAUACAAAAUCAAAGCACCCUACCACAGAUAGAACAAUGAGACAGAUAUUUCACUGGAUGUAUAACUGUGAAGCAUCCAGUUGGCGUUUCCACUCACUACCCAAUAUGGUAGUGAGAGGAAGCCGAGUGGCCGGCAGUGGGAGAACAUGCAACAAGAUAGAUUUUGGCUGACAUUCUGCAUAUUUUCUCAUCAAUGAAACAUUUGAUCUCAAUACAAUUUUCUGUUCCCAAAUCUAGAAUCUGUUAUGAACAGUGGACUAUGUUUUGUAGACUUUAAUCUUUGCCAUAGUUGUAAAAAAUGGCAUUGUUUAGGAGUGCAAAGGCGAAUGAAGUUAUUGCACACGUGCACUUCAGAGUAUGCGUUCCCUAAAAUAAAUAUGCAGAUGUUUGCUAGAACGGGCUAAUAGGAUCUCGCUAGCUUGUGCUUGGCUGCCUACCUCCUUGCUUGUUCUUCCCACUAUGACUCAUUUGUUCCCAUUGGAAACGACAGACUAUGGUCUAUCUUGGUUUAGUUAUACAAAUCUUUGACUCUAGUACAGCACUCUCCCGAAGUAGUGCAGUCAGGUAGGUUAGAUGUCUGUCCUUUUAUUUUCUUUGAUUUGGGAAAUACCGUUUUCUGUCUCCAAAAUGUAACUUUUCGCGUAAACUAUUUUAAUGCAAAACAAUGAUGGGCUAUUUAUGAAGUAAUAGGUGAAUUCACCUAUGGUUAGUGUUGAAUGGUUCAAGUAGGAUUGGCUUUAUUGUGAGUACAGUUUCAUAUUGUGCCAUUGACACUUGUUACUCAAUGCUAGCUGUCAGGAUCUUUGUCACAGCAACAGUGAAAGAUAAAGUUGACAAUCGGCACUGCCAAUUUCUAAAUGAAGUGUCAACUCCGUCCAUCCGGGACACACUUUUGAGAAAAUCAAACACACUCAGUGCCUAAAUCUAAGUUUAACAUUGGAUAAUGUUUCAACAUUACAAGUACUGUAUGUGCUGUUAUUGGUAUGAACAUCACAUUCACUGAAUGAAGAGUUCAUUUAAAUUACUAGGUCCUUAUGUUUUGUAAUUUAUCUCUUAAAGAUGUUGACUUAGUAGUUAUUUAAGUUAGGGUUCAUUUGUAAAAUGAACACCCAUUGUUUUCCUGUCUAAAAUGGUGUGUCUUGAGCUAUUGUCCCUAGUAACCCAAGGAAGCGCUUGUAUUUCUCAGAUAUUGUUUUAUGUCAUGUUUUACUUGAGUGAAAUUAGGAAAUUAUUUUAUCAGGUUAGCGUGUACACUGAAAAUGUGAUGUUAUUUGGGAGUGACUAUAAUACUUAAAUAGUAACCAAUUAUAUUUAUUACAUAAAAUAUAUUUUUUCUCUCGCUGACAAUCUAAAACAAUUGCACACAUUUGGUAACUGGGGCACACUCAGUGGUUUGCCAUUUCUGAAAGAAAUGCUGUCAAAUUUGGGAUGCAAAAAGGUAACUCCCACGAUGUCAGUAGUUAUUACCAAUUUAUAACAAUUACAAUUUUCAGUCUUAUUAUUUCAUAGUACUGUCAGUCUCUUGAUAAGACAUGAUUAUUUGCAGGGAUGCCAGUAUGUUGAAUGGGCCACUAAAAUGAAGGCAUUUACAAUGUGAUGACUUCUGUAUCCACAUUUUAAUGACCACCUUGCAGAUUAAUUUGGAGAUGGUAGGCUUAUUCUGCUAAUGCAUUAUUUUAUUUUUCAAGAAGGUAGUUUGGAGAAGAGUUUGUAAAAAGUACUUUGUAUUUUAUUGUAAUUUUCCAAGUAAAAAUUAUUUUAUAAAGGA